UAGCUGUAGACUUGAUGGGAUUAAAAGGGUUGGUGCAGUUGUUCUGUAUUGUUGUGACUCUGGUGAGUGUGUGUUUGGUGCAACUGAAAGCAGAAGAUGCAUACAAGUAUUUCACAUGGACUGUGACUUAUGGAACACUCUCUCCUCUUGGUACACCCCAGAAGGUGAUUUUGAUCAAUGGUCAAUUCCCUGGGCCUCAACUUGACUUGGUAACAAACGACAAUGUAGUUCUUAACCUUAUCAACAAGUUGGAUGAGCCAUUUUUACUCACUUGGAAUGGUAUUAAACAAAGGAAAAACUCAUGGCAAGAUGGGGUAUUGGGAACCAACUGUCCUAUCCCUCCAAACUCAAACUACACUUACAAGUUUCAGGCAAAGGAUCAAAUUGGAACAUACACAUAUUUUCCAUCAACUCACCUGCAUAAAGCAGCUGGAGGAUUUGGUGGACUCAAUGUGUACCAUAGAUCAGUCAUCCCACUCCCUUAUCCAUACCCUCAUGGAGAUUUUACUUUGCUCAUUGCUGAUUGGUACAAAACUGGCCACAAGGCAUUACAACAAUCCUUAGAUUCUGGAAAAUCUCUUUCCUUCCCUGAUGGUCUCCUUAUCAAUGGCCAGGCACAUACUACUCUCAAUGGUGACCAGGGAAAGACCUACAUGUUCAGGAUCUCAAAUAUGGGGUUAUCAACCUCAAUUAACUUCAGAAUUCAGGGUCAUUCAUUGAAGCUAGUAGAAAUUGAAGGGUCACACACUAUUCAAAACAUGUAUGACUCCCUUGAUGUCCAUGCUGGCCAAUCAUUUUCAGUAUUGGUGACCUUGAAUCAAUCUCCAAAAGACUACUACAUUGUUGCCUCAACAAGAUUUUCCAGGAAAGUUCUCACUGCUACUGCCGUUCUUCACUAUUCAAACUCUCAUUCACCUGCUUCUGGACCUCUUCCUAGCCCCCCUGCUUACCAGUAUCAUUGGUCUGUUAGGCAAGCAAGAUCCUUUAGAUGGAAUCUGACAGCAAAUGCAGCGAGGCCAAACCCACAAGGAUCAUACCAUUAUGGGAAAAUAACUCCAACAAAGACAAUUGUGUUGGCAAAUUCAGCAGCUAUGAUCAACGGGAAAAAACGUUAUGCUGUGAACAAGGUUUCCUAUGUGAACCCUGAUACUCCUCUGAAGCUUGCCGAUUACUUCAACAUCCCCGGAAUUUUCAGUGUGGAUUCAAUCCAAAGCCUUCCUUCUAAUGGACCCGCUUCGGCGCAGAUAGCUACUUCUGUCAUUCCAAAUUCUCUUCACGACUUCAUUGAGGUCGUUUUCCAGAACAAUGAGAACACCAUGCAAUCUUGGCACCUUGAUGGCUAUGAUUUUUGGGUCGUAGGUUAUGGUUUUGGAGAGUGGACACCAGCCAAGAGAAGAUCCUACAAUCUUGUGGAUGCCGUGACAAGACAUACUGCACAGGUAUAUCCAAAUGGUUGGACUACAAUAUUGGUGUCGUUGGACAAUGAAGGUAUGUGGAACUUGAGGUCUGCAAUAUGGGAGAGGCAGUAUCUUGGGCAGCAAUUGUAUCUCAGAGUUUGGACUGCUCAAAAAAGCCUUUCUACUGAAUAUAAUAUUCCUCCUAAUGUCUUGCUUUGUGGGAAAGUCAACGGACAUCAUCACCCUUAGUAAUUGACAUCAACAUAUGCAAUAUUUUGGUGUCAUUUUCUAGUCAUGAGGGGUUGACUAAAAUUGAAGAUUGAAAGAAGAGAGAAUUUGAUUUAUCAUUUAAUUUUCAUGGUGAAAUAUGUAAAGUUAAAGAGACAAAGACACUUGAUGAGAAUUCGGUGAUUGCUCUCUUAUAUAUUUGGAGAAGUUAUAUUUUAUUUUUAGGGUUAAGUACGAUUUUGGUCUCUAACAUAAAGGUCGAAAAUUUAUUUUGUCUC
This is a messenger RNA of Arachis ipaensis, 1903 nucleotides long. RefSeq names its product protein SKU5 SIMILAR 14. The record is from RefSeq and is a predicted model, not a curated record. NCBI's taxonomy places the organism in Eukaryota, Viridiplantae, Streptophyta, Magnoliopsida, Fabales, Fabaceae. Gene Ontology annotation, molecular function: oxidoreductase activity; copper ion binding.